Miscanthus lutarioriparius is the source of this 1857-nucleotide messenger RNA. The record is from the annotation of a GenBank genome assembly. NCBI's taxonomy places the organism in Eukaryota, Viridiplantae, Streptophyta, Magnoliopsida, Poales, Poaceae.
AUGGGCAGCGCAGCAAUGUCCUUCACGGCUCGAGAUAGUGCAGAGAGAUGGAGAGGCGGCGACGAGGACGGGCAGCGCGCGGCAAUGGGGAGAUGGAGGGGUGGCGGCGGCAGUAAGGGAGGCAACGAGAUAGGGGAGAUGGAGAUGGAGUCAGGGAGGACUAGCACAUGGCGACGGGCGCGACGGGGGGCGCAGUGGGUGGGAGCGAGAGGCGGGCCGCCCCUCGCCGAUCACUCACCACCGCAAACACUCUGCGGCUCCCCUUGGCGGCCACGAAGGACGACGCGGGAGUCGCCUCCCUCGUCGGUCGGCUCGAACACGACGUUGCGAACGCCCCGUACCACCGCGACGACGUUCUGGGAAGAAGAAGAAGAAGAAGAAGAAGAAGAGGAGGAGGAGGAGGAGGAAGACAAUGAUGACGCUCGGCGCCGCGGCGCGGGGAAGCACCACGACGACCACCAGCUGCGCACGCGGUGGCGCGAGAUCCACGGGUGCAACGACUGGGCGGGUCUCCUGGACCCCAUGGACCCGCUGCUGCGGUCGGAGCUGAUCCGGUACGGCGAGCUGGCGCAGGCCUGCUACGACGCCUUCGACUACGACCCGUCCUCCCGGUACUGCGGCAGCUGCAAAUACCCGCGCCGCGAGCUGUUCUCGCGGCUGGGCAUGGCCGACGCGGCGCGCGGGUACGUGGUGUCCCGGUACCUGUUCGCGACGUCCAACAUCCGGUUCCCCAACUUCUUCCCGCAGUCCCGCGCGGGCGCCCGGAUCUGGAGCCAGAGCGCCAACUGGAUCGGGUACGUGGCCGUGUCUACCGACGAGGAGAGCGCGGUGCUGGGGCGGCGCGACAUCGCCAUCGCGUGGCGCGGCACGGUGACGCGCCUGGAGUGGGUGUCGGACCUCAUGGACUUCCUCCGCCCCGUGGCGGAGGAAGGCAUCCCGUGCGACGACCCGGAGGUGAAGGUGCUGGCGGGCUUCGUGGACCUGUACACGGACAGGGACCCGGGCUGCCGGUUCUGCAAGUACUCGGCGCGCGAGCAGGUGCUGACGGAGGUCCGCCGGCUAGUGGGGCGAUACACCGCGGCGGGCGAGGACGUGAGCAUCACGGUCACCGGGCACAGCCUCGGCAGCGCGCUCGCCACGCUCAGCGCCUACGACAUCGCGGAGACCGGCGCGAACGUGGGAGUGGCCGGCGGCGGCGAGGAGAAGACGGCGGUGGCGCCCGUGUGCGUGUACUCGUUCGGGGGCCCGCGGGUGGGCAACGCGACGUUCAAGCGGCGGUUCGAGUCGGAGCUCGGGGUGAAGGCGCUGCGGGUGGUGAACGUGCACGACAACGUGACGCGGAUGCCGGGGAUCCUGCUGAACGAGGGCGCGCCCGAGGUGGUGCGGCGCGUGGCGGAAGGACUGCUGCGGCUGCCCUGGUGCUACGCCCACGUCGGCGUGGAGCUGCCGCUCGACCACAAGCGCUCGCCGUUCCUCAAGGACACGCUGGAUCCAGCGUGCUACCACGACCUGGAGGCGCACCUCCAUCUCAUCGACGGGUACCACGGGCGCGGUGAGCGGUUCGUGCUGGCGAGCGGGCGCGACCCGGCGCUGGUGAACAAGGCGUGCGACUUCCUCAAGGACCACCACGGCGUGCCCCCCUGCUGGCGCCAGGACCACAACAAAGGCAUGGUCCGCGGCCGCGACGGCCGGUGGGUCCAGCCCGACCGCCACGGCUGCCACCUGGACGACCACGACGACCAUCACCACCACGACGGUCACCACCAUCACAGCAAGCACGGCGCCGGGGGCGCCCGUCUCCACCACCGUCACGGCAAGGACACGCAGUCUCAUCAUAUGCCAAAGCAUGAACCUUGA